Messenger RNA from Xylaria bambusicola, 1238 nucleotides. RefSeq names its product ribonuclease P 40kDa subunit-domain-containing protein. The record is from RefSeq and is a predicted model, not a curated record. Gene Ontology annotation, cellular component: multimeric ribonuclease P complex; ribonuclease MRP complex. Lineage: Eukaryota; Fungi; Ascomycota; Sordariomycetes; Xylariales; Xylariaceae. Gene Ontology annotation, molecular function: ribonuclease P activity; ribonuclease MRP activity. Gene Ontology annotation, biological process: tRNA 5'-leader removal; endonucleolytic cleavage in ITS1 to separate SSU-rRNA from 5.8S rRNA and LSU-rRNA from tricistronic rRNA transcript (SSU-rRNA, 5.8S rRNA, LSU-rRNA); tRNA 3'-end processing. The coding region runs from base 133 to 1212 and encodes 359 amino acids. The transcript is spliced from 6 exons.
UAUAUUCACCCCAGGUGUCGUCCUACAGAGACGGUUUAGAUCAUUUCUUCUCUUAAACAUUAGUUUGCAGCCAAUCUCACAACAACACUACAAAGCUAUAAGUCGAGCCGCGCGCUGGGGAUUUUGCCCGCCAUGUUUUCGUUUGCGAAGCCCAGCGUCUACCAAACUCCAACAUGCUUUGCCACAUACGGGGUGAUGGGCUACCCGGCUACCAACCAGCUCCCAACCAAAGUCAAGCCUUGGAGCACGAUACUGUCACAAGACUAUAUACAUAGGGUCGAUCUCAUCUUGCCAGAUGAGCUGUCACUCCUGAUUAAGGAAAAGAUUCUUGAUGGCGCAGCACAGAUUCCAAGCUACCAUCGAAUUAUCAUGACUCUCGGACAAGUGCUAGAAGGCGAAUUCUUCACACAGUAUAUCAAGAUCGGGGAUGUCAUGAUGCUUUCAGAGGGGAAAGUUGGCGUCGACAAUGUUUUCUCCUUAAAAGACGGAAAGCUUACUAUGUAUCUUGAUAGAGAGACCUACGAGCGAGCUGGACUUGUGGGUAAGCCUCAUGGAGUCAAAGGAGCAAGGGGGUCGCAACCAAGAUGGAUUGUCGAGUACGACCUCCGCAGCCCAUCCGCAUUGCAUGGGAAAAAAGGGUUUGACAGGCUUGUCAAUGCUUGCAAGAAUGCAUUGAAUGUACCAACAACCUGGCUUUUCUGCAGCCUCUCUAAGCCCCCUAAUCCAGAUCCUAUUGCCCAAUAUCGCCAAACUAAAUACACAGCAACACCAGCUGUUGUCCAGAAUAUGCCAAUCCAAAUUCCUCCGCUGAAUAUCCCCUCGGCUGUCCUUGCUGAUCGAAGCCGGCAAGAGCUGGGUGAAUAUUCGACCGAAAUCUAUGAAUGGCUCUCUUUGGUUCGUUUAGAGAGUCCACGGGUGGGACUUGGCGAUGAUAUCAAUCCAUACCUAUCCACCUACGCUGUACCAGGUGAUCCAAAUGGAAGCAACGAGGGCCAGUUGUGUAAGAUUACUUGGCAGGGUUUCAUAGCGCCAUUAUGGGCCGUAAACACCUUAGCGGAGUUGAUCAGGACCCUACCGCCAGAAGGAUGGUUCUCAUUUAGCACCACGCCCUUCACUCGAGGCGUAAUGGGGCUUGGUGCUGAUUAUACAAUCAUGAGGCCACCAAGCAGCCCAGGGGAGUACGUUCUCUGGGAGAUCAAGGGGCACGAAUGAGCAAGCCCAUUGAUAAUCUAUCAUGA